AUAUGUCUGCAGCCAGUCCCGCCCAUAUGUCUGCAGCCAGACCCUCUUGUUGCUCAAAUCUGUCGUAACAGAGCACGAACAAAAAAAUCGAAAGCGUUCAAAGACAUCUGGAUUCUAUUCCCUGUACAAAAGACCGUCUGUACUGCUACAAGUUAUGCUGAACAGGUGACACUUUUCACAAAUCAGUGCUGAUCUUUGCACUGGCUGUGUAGCUGCAGUAUGUCAGGGGACCGAGGAAAAGACUCUCCGUCUGAGAUGAGUCUUCCCAAGGAACAUGGUGUAAGAUCAGGUUCACUUGUAUCCAGCUCUGUGUCUGUGAAGAGUGACUGUUCACAUGAUCUACCAGUCAACUUCAGUGAAAAAACACCAUGUAACAAGAGUGUAAGAUCAGGUUCACUUGUAUCCAGCUCUGUGUCUGUGAAGAGUGACUGUUCACAUGAUCUACCAGUCAACUUCAGUGAAAAAACACCAUGUAACAAGAGUGUAAGAUCAGGUUCACUUGUAUCCAGCUCUGUGUCUGUGAAGAGUGACUGUUCACAUGAUCUACCAGUCAACUUCAGUGAAAAAACACCAUGUAACAAGAGUGUAAGAUCAGGUUCACUUGUAUCCAGCUCUGUGUCUGUGAAGAGUGACUGUUCACAUGAUCUACCAGUCAACUUCAGUGAAAAAACACCAUGUAACAAGAGUGUAAGAUCAGGUUCACUUGUAUCCAGCUCUGUGUCUGUGAAGAGUGACUGUUCACAUGAUCUACCAGUCAACUUCAGUGAAAAAACACCAUGUAACAAGAGUGUAAGAUCAGGUUCACUUGUAUCCAGCUCUGUGUCUGUGAAGAGUGACUGUUCACAUGAUCUACCAGUCAACUUCAGUGAAAAAACACCAUGUAACAAGAGUGAAAGAUCUGACUCGCUUGUAUCCAGCUUUGUGCCUAUAAAGAGUGACCAUUCAAAGGGAGAUGGAUCAGACUUCAAUGAGAAGACACCAUCCCCUUCCAAAAGUAACAAAGGACAGAAGACAACAGUAAAUAUUGGUGAAGAAAUUACACGGUGGGACGCUCUGAAAGCACAGAAGGGAUUGAAGAGUGAUGUGGAGCUGGCAACUUUUCUUCUCAACAGGGUUCAGUUUGAGAAAUCAGACUCAAGCUACAAGAAUUACCGCAACCGCAAAAAUUUUAGAGAAAAUCUCCUCUGGAUCUUCAAGGAUCUUGAGAAAAAAAUAAUUGUAUUUCUGACGAAUGAGCUGGAAAAGUUUAAGAAAAUAUUAAAUAAAGAGAAUACACAGUACUUUGUGCAGGAUUUUACAGAGGAGAUGCGUGAUAUCAAAGAAGCAGCUCUUGAUAUCACACUCUACUUCCUGAGAGACUUGAAGCAAUAUAAGGCUGCAGAUGCUCUACAGGAUGAGCUGGUCCUCAUUCAUCAGCGACCACUAAAAUCAAACCUGAAGAAGAAGCACCAAUCUGUAUCUGAAGGAAUCUCAAAGCAAGGUGACUCCAAGCUUCUGAAGAACAUCUACACAGAUCUCUGUAUGACUCUGAGUGUCAGUAAACAAGUCAAUAUUCAAAAUGAAGCAGGACAAGUUCAGGCUGCUGAUAGACGACAUGAAUCACGAGAGAUUCCAGUUGAAUGCAAAAAUUUGUUUGAAUCACCUGAACAAGACAAGGAGAUCAGAACUGUACUGACAAAAGGAGUUGCUGGCAUCGGAAAAUCCAUCUCUGUGCAAAAGUUAAUUGUGGAUUGGGCUGACGGUAAAGAAAAUCAGGAUAUUACUUUCAUAUUUCCUCUUGCAUUUCGAGAAAUGAACUUAAAGGAGAAAGAAACACAAAGCAUGUCAAGUCUUAUACAUCGGUUUUUCCCAGAGAUAAAAGGACUAAACCUUGAAAGAAAAGAUAAAUUUAAAUUACUGUUCAUCCUUGAUGGUUUGGAUGAAUGUCGUCUUCCUCUAAACUUUGACGGUAAUGAGAUUUGCUGUGAUGUAACAUCACAAGUCCCUCUGGAUGUUCUCCUCACAAACCUCAUCAAGGGAAAUCUGCUUCCUUCUGCUCUCAUCUGGAUCACCACCAGACCAGCAGCUGCCAUUAAAAUUCCUCCCGAAUGUAUUGACCGUGUGACAGAAGUGCAAGGUUUCAGUGAUGCACAAAAGGAGGAGUACUUCAGAAAAAGAUUCACAGAUGGGGAUCUGGCCAACAAAAUUAUUGAUCAUGUUAAAAAAUCAAAGAGUCUCUUUAUCAUGUGCUACAUCCCAGUCUUCUGCUGGAUUACAGCCACUGUUCUCCAGAACAUUUUCGAGGAGAAAAGGAAUAAUAAUCUGAAAAACAAUCAGGCUGGUGACGCCUCCAAAACACUUAAGGAAUCGAAUACUGAAGACACUCCUAAGACUCUGACACAAAUGUACACACACUUUCUCCGCUUUCAGAUGCUGCAGAGCAGACGAAAGUAUGAUGGAGAAUACACACCAGAUGUUUCCUGGGAUAAAGAUGCCAUCCUUUCACUGGGAAAACUGGCAUUUCACCAGUUGCAGAGAAACAAUCUGCUCUUUUAUGACACAGACCUGGAAGCCUGUGGUAUUGAUAAAUCUAAAGCAUCAGUGUAUUCAGGCAUGUGUACCCAGAUCUUUAAGGAGGAAACAGGAAUUAUCCUUGGUACUACUUUCUGUUUUGUUCACUUGAGCAUUCAAGAGUUUAUUGCAGCCCUUUAUGCACAUCUGUUUCUAGACAUCAACAAGAAAAGUGUGUUUGUUCAAGACUCUGCAGAACAGGAAAACAAAAAUGUAACCAUGAUUGAUUUGCUCAAGACUGCAGUGGACAAGGCACUCGAGAGUGAAACUGGACACCUGGACCUUUUCCUUCGCUUCCUUCUCGGUCUGUCACUCCAGACCAAUCGUCCUCUCUUACGAGGUCUGUUAUCACAGCAAGAGAGCAAAAAUGAGAACUACGAGGACAUAGUUCAGUACAUCAAGGAUAAAUUAGAAGAUAAUCUGUCUCCAGAGAGAUCCAUCAAUCUGUUCUACUGUCUGAAUGAACUGAACGACCAAACUCUGGUGAAAGAGAUUCAGAAUCAAAUUCAAGAAGGAAGUCUCUCAUCUGAUCUUUCACCUGGUCAGUGGUCUGCUGUGGCCUUCGUUUUGUUGACUGCAGAGGAAAAGAUGGAGGAGUUUGAGCUUCAGAAAUUCAAGAAAUCAGAUGAGUGUCUCUUUAGGCUACUGGAAGUUUGUAAAAUCUCCAAAAGAGCUGUGCUAAAUGAUUGUAACUUAACAGAUGAGAGCUGUUCAAAUUUGGAAAAAGCUCUCAAAUCAGAUAACAAUCUGAUAGAGCUGAAUAUGAGCAAUAAUAAUCUACAGGAUUCGGGAGUAAAGCAGCUCUGCAUUGGACUGGAGAAUAUUACGUGUAAAUUGGAGAUACUGAAGCUCUGUAACUGUGCAUUAACAGAGGAAAGCUGUUCAGCUCUUGCUUCAGUUCUCAGUUCAGACUCCAGCAGUUUGAAGGAUCUUGAUCUGAGCAAUAAUACUCUGAAGGAUUCAGGAGUGGAGCUGAUCUCUGAUGGACUGAAAGACAACUGUAAACUGGAGAAGCUCAGUCUUUCAGACUGCAGUAUCACUGAAGAAGGUUAUAAAGCUCUGGCUUCAGCUCUGAGAUCAAACCCUUCACACCUGAUAGAGCUGGAUCUCACAGGAAAUGAUCCUGGACAAUCAGGAGUGAAGGAACUCAGUCAUAUACUACAGGAUCCAAAAUGUCAACUAAAGCUGAGGUUUUUGGGUCCUGCUGCAGAAAAAGCCUUUCAGAAUGUGAAAGAAAUUGUGGGUGAAAACCUGUUACUCCUGAAAAAGCUGGAUCUGAGUAAACUUGAACUAGGAGACACAAACAUGAAUCAGAUCUCUGCUCUACUGCAGGAUACACACUGUAAACUCAGCACACUGAUUUUGAAUAACAGCAGUGUCACACCAGAAGAUUGUCGUGUUCUGACUGAAGCUUUAAAUUCAAAUCCUUCAAACCUGACAGAGCUGGAUCUGAGUGGAAAUAAACUAGGAGACUCAGGAAAUGAGACGAUCUGUCACCUGUUGGAAAACACACAGUGCAAAUUGGAAAAACUGAAACUUUCAGACUGCUGUAUCACAGAAGAAGGUUAUAAAGCUCUGGCUUCAGCUCUGAGAUCAAACCCUUCACACCUGAUAGAGCUGGAUCUCACAGGAAAUGAUCCUGGACAAUCAGGAGUGAAGGAGCUCAAUCAUUUACUACAGGAUGAAUGCUGUAAAUUGAAGUCCAUCAGGUUUUUGAAAAGUCCUGCUGCAGAGGAAGCGUGUGAUUAUCUCACUAAAGUUCUGGGUACAAGUCCAUUAUUAAUGACAGAACUGGAUCUGAGUGAAGAUAAAUUAGGAGAUCUGGAUGGAGAGAAACUCUCUGCACUUUUAAUGGACUCUCAUAGCAAACUGGAGACAAUAAAGCUGAAUAAUUGUGAGCUGACAGAGAAAAGCUGUUCAGUUCUAGCUACUGUUCUCUCCUCCAAAACCAUCCUGAAAGAGAUGAACCUGAACAACAGUCGUCUGAUGGACUCAGGAGUCAAAGAGAUCUGUGAGGGACUGAAGAAUCCUGUGUGUGAGCUGAAGAUACUCAGUUUCGGUAAAACUCACGAGAGAAAUCCUUGUAAAUCCAAGAUCAGUCUGAGUCCCUUCCGUCUUCAGGUCGAAAACAGCAGAUAA
Carassius auratus (goldfish) is the source of this 4689-nucleotide messenger RNA. RefSeq names its product NACHT, LRR and PYD domains-containing protein 3-like. The coding region runs from base 220 to 4689 and encodes 1489 amino acids. The transcript has 23 exons. Gene Ontology annotation, molecular function: protein binding. Lineage: Eukaryota; Metazoa; Chordata; Actinopteri; Cypriniformes; Cyprinidae. The record is from RefSeq and is a predicted model, not a curated record.